This is a messenger RNA of Leptonychotes weddellii (Weddell seal), 840 nucleotides long. It is a transcript of the gene MAGEB17, whose product is annotated as MAGE family member B17. NCBI's taxonomy places the organism in Eukaryota, Metazoa, Chordata, Mammalia, Carnivora, Phocidae. Gene Ontology annotation, cellular component: nucleus. Gene Ontology annotation, biological process: negative regulation of transcription by RNA polymerase II. The record is from RefSeq and is a predicted model, not a curated record.
AUGGCUUACUCUGACUUCCGCCUUGAAAGCUCUGGAAGUUCUGAUGAAGGUGCCAAGAGCCAAGGGGAGGAAAGCCCAAGUCCCUGCCAGGCCCUGCCUUCCCCUGAGAGCUCUCACACAGAUCCUCUGACCAGGAAGGCGGGCAUUUUGGUGCAUUUUCUGCCGUACAAGUAUAAAAUGAAGGAGCCCAUUACCGACGCAGAAAUACUGAAGGUUAUCAACAAAAAGUACAAGGAGCAAUUCCCUGAGAUCCUCAAGAGAACCACUGAGCGCUUGGAGCUGGUCUUUGGCCUUGAACUGAAGGAAGUUGACCCCAGCAGUCACUCUUACACCUUUGUUAGCAAAGUGGGCCUUCCCACCGAAGGGCGUCUGAGCGACGGCGUGGGCUUCCCCAAGAACGGGCUCCUGAUGCCUCUCCUGGGUGUGAUCUUCAUGAAUGGCAACGGGGCCACUGAGGAGGAGACGUGGGAAUUCCUGAAUGUGUUGGGGGUCUAUGCUGGGAGGAGGCAUCUCAUCUUUGGGGAGCCCAGGAAGCUCAUCACCAAAGAUUUGGUGCAGGAAAAGCACCUGGAGUACCGCCAGGUGGCCGACAGUGAUGCUCCUUGCUACGAGUUCCUGUGGGGCCCAAGAGGCCACGCUGAAGCCAGCAAGAUGAAAGUCCUGGAGUUUUUGGCCAAAGUCAGCAAUACUGUGUACCCCAGUGCCUUCCAGGGCUGGUAUGAAGAGGCUUUGAGAGAUGAGGAAGAGCGAGCCCAGGCCAGAGUUGCAACCCAGGCUGCGACUGGUGCCCCGGCCAGUGCCUGCUCCAAGGCCACGUCCAGCAGCCCCCCUCAGCCCUAG